Molecule: messenger RNA, 1303 nt
Organism: Daphnia pulex (common water flea)
Lineage: Eukaryota; Metazoa; Arthropoda; Branchiopoda; Diplostraca; Daphniidae
Product: D-beta-hydroxybutyrate dehydrogenase, mitochondrial-like
Exons: 4
Coding region: 59-1174 (371 amino acids)
Molecular function (GO): oxidoreductase activity
Source: RefSeq, a predicted model, not a curated record
AUAUGUGUAUAAAAUAGCUAGUUAACUGUAAAAUUUCGUUGGCAGUUGGCAUUUUGCAAUGGAAGACGUGCUUGGCACACCUCUUGCACACCCGAUCGCAGCAAACAAAAUGGGAUAUUUGAAAGUUCUAAAAUGGCAAUUUCUGCCAGCAAUCAUUUGUUUCAAUCUCGCUUAUUUAAUUUCUUACGUUUUCCCACUCUGGUGUCUUGCUUUGGUCUUGACUGGAUUCGCCCAAAUGUUUUACGGCUACUACAAUUCCAUUUCCAUCAAACCUAAAGGUCGAGCUGUUCUCAUCACCGGAUGUGACUCGGGCUUCGGCCAUCAACUGGCCGAAAAAUUGCACUCCAUGGACUUCACCGUCUUUGCCUGUUGUUUGAACGAGAAGAGCUACGGAGCUCUGGGUCUGCAAAGCAUUGGUAAUGAGACUGGACGACUGCACGUAAUCGAAAUGGACGUCACUAACCAAGAAGAUGUCGAUCGAGCUCGCGCAUACGUGGAAAGGCAUUUGCCCAAGUUGGGCCUGUGGGGUGUGGUCAACAAUGCGGGUCGCUACAUAGUUGGAUUUUUAGAAUGGCUUCCCAUAGAAGAUUACAAAGCGGUCGCCUCCGUCAACUUGUUUGGCACAAUCCGUGUGACAAAAGCAUUCUUGCCACUCAUCCGCAAGAGCCAAGGGCGCAUAGUGAACGUCUCCUCCGUUCUGGGCCGGGUUGCCGAUCCGUUCCUGGGUGCUUACAGUAUCACCAAAUUUGCACUGGAAGCAUUCUCGGACAUUCUUCGUUUCGAGAUGAUCCCGUUUAAAGUUAAAGUCAGUAUGAUUGAGCCUGGAAAUUUCUUGGCCGCCACCAAUGUCAUCUCCGGAAAAGAAGGCUUGAAUGCCAUGGCCAAUGAAACGUGGGAUCGACUGGACGAGUCGGUUAAAAAGGACUACGGAAAAACGAAUUUCGAUAGACAGCUUCGGAUUGGUGAAAUACUUAUGAAGUUUUCGGAGAGGGACAGCGGCUCGGUAAUAACUGCCAUGACGGACGCCCUUUACCGAGAACAUCCGAAGAACCGCUAUUUGGAAGCUACUCUCUUGGACAAAUUUAUGACCUAUUCCAUUCAGUUUUUGCCCACCACUUUGACUGACCGUUUGAGACUCUCAUUCCAGUCACAGUUAAUUAACCUGUACCGCUAAAUCCCGACUCGUUUAUGUUUCGAUCCGUUUUACCGUUUGGUAAUUUCCCGUUUUAAUGUUUAUGAUGAAAUCUGGCUAGAAAGAAAAAAAAAAUAUCUUACAGCAUAGGCUCAAAUAAAAAUGUGAUAC